Messenger RNA from Punica granatum (pomegranate), 1626 nucleotides. The record is from RefSeq and is a predicted model, not a curated record. Lineage: Eukaryota; Viridiplantae; Streptophyta; Magnoliopsida; Myrtales; Lythraceae.
UUCUUCCUCUCUGUUGAGGCGGGCGUACUCUGAAGGGGGAGCCCACUCCUUCGACACCACGAAACCCACCCACUCCCCCGGCCGCUUCACGCCCCAGCUUUCCCCGUCGCUCUCAAUUUCAUUUUCUUCCUUUUCCAUUUUCCUUUUCGUAAUAAUAUAUACCAAAUUCCAAAAGGAAAAGUUUGAUCAGUCUUCUCCUCUGAAGCAGCGAAGCUUCUUGUAACCAGGCGAGCCCUGCCCGGUUUCCCAUUGUGGUCUAGCUUUCCGAGCAGCUGAGAAUUCCCGCAGGUUCGUCUCUCACAGACCCUUCUUAAUCUGCUCAACCCCCGGCUUGGAUAAGCGAAGCAAAAGCUCUGAAUCUCUGGGGCAUAUCGAUUAGCCCUUUACCAUGGCUGAAGAUACAACCAGCCCAAGUUACUGGUUGAAUGUCACCUUCCUUCUCUGUGCCAUUAUAAUCUUGCUUCCCAUUUUCUUGGCCGGGUUCCUCGUAUGGAAGUACGAGGGGUUUAACGUAUUGAGGGGAGAGAAUCGGCAGUCGAAUGCCGGGUUCUUGCACAAGGAUGAACCUUGGAGGACAUGCCUCAAGGGAAUUCGCCCCGCUUGGUUGCUGGGUUAUAGAGUUUUCGCUUUUGCCGUGCUCUUCUCGCUGAUCACUACUAAUAUCGUCCUCAAUGGUGGCGGUAUAUUCUUCUUUUAUACUCAGUGGACUUUUGCUUUGGUCACUGUCUAUUUUGCGCUUGGAUCUACAUUCUCCAUCUGUGGAUGCUUCCUCUACCGUGGGCAAACCAGUGGAGAUAGAGCUAAUAACCAAAAUUUAAAUUCAGAACAUGGCACUUAUGCUCCACUGUCUCUCAAGGAAAAAGUGGAUGUGCAUGAUGUACAUGAAGCUUCAAAUAAUGAGGAGAAAUCUGCAGAUUCUGAAAGCGCAGGUUUUUGGAGUUAUAUCUUUCAGAUUGUAUACCAGACUGCUGGAGGUGCUGUGAUCCUCACAGAUAGUGUCUUCUGGCUCGUUCUUUAUCCAUUUGUUGUAUCCAGUGAUUACAGAUUGAAUUUUAUGGAUGUUUGUUUGCAUUCACUGAAUGCUGUUUUUCUCCUUGGCGAUGCUCUUCUGAAUGACAUGCGGUUUCCCAUUUUCCGAUUCGCAUAUUUUAUCCUGUGGACGUGCAUAUAUGUCGUCUUCCAGUGGAUCAUCCAUGCAUGCAUUUCAUUGUGGUGGCCUUAUCCGUUUCUUGACUUGAAAACUCCAUAUGCUCCUCUCUGGUACCUAGGGGUCGCUCUAUGGCACGUGCCAUGCUAUGGGAUUUUCACCUUGGUGGUCAGGCUGAAACGGCUUUGGUUAUCCAGAUCAUUCCCAGGAUCAUACCGAAGUUAGGAGUGGAUGAAAAACGCUUUAAUGGCUGCUUACAUAGUUUGACAGAUAGCCAGAUUACCACGGGUAUUGUUUAUGGGAACUGACAAUUUUUUUCGAUCAUGUCGUUAGCAGAAUAACGAAAAUAACGGGUUUCCGGUUUCAAUGAAGCUGUAUUCUCCCAUUGUUACAUAAUCUUGUAUAAACUAUUCCAACAAUUUGAUGGAAUCCUUUGGUUCACUUGAUGAGCCCUUCCUGAGGAAAUCUUGUUCCAUUUA